UGAGGGCCAAAGCCUAUAUAUCCAGAAAAUUCAGGGUCACUUCACCACCAAGACAUAUGUGGAAAGGCAUUAAGUGCAACAGACUACAAUAUCAGGGGUGCACAAUGCCCAAAGGACCUCUCACUGCCAGAUGCACUUAUUAAGUUCUACACCCGCUUUGAGGAUCCUAACCCCCCCAGCACCAAACUUCUACAACCAUUUGGUGACAUGUCCUACUGUGUGACCACAGCAGAUGUGAGGAUGACCCUUCAGGGAAUCAACACCCAUAAGGCCCCGAUAACAUCCCUGUGCGGGUACUGAGGUGCUGUGCAUAUCACCUGUCUGAGGUGUUGGCAGACAUCUUCAACACAUCACUGCCACUGCCACCUGUCCUCUCCUGUCUAAAGGCCACCACUAUUUUCUCUGUAUUUUCCAGCAUGUCACAGGCCUAAAUGACUACCAAACUAUAGCCCAAACAUCUGUAGUCAUGAAGUGCUUCUUCUAGGCUAGUCGAUGCCCCCAUCAAGGACUCCAUCGAUGUCACUUUGGACCCUCAUCAGUACGGCUACAGGAAGAACCGCUACACUGCUGACACCAUCUCAUCUGUAGUCCCCACAGCCCUCACCCACCUGGAGAGCAGAAAUUCUGUCAUUCGUCUGGUCUUUCUGGAUUUCUCCUCAGCUUUCAACACCUUCAUCCCACAGACCCUGGUGCAGAAGCUUUUCUCUCUUGGACUGAGUCCCACACUGGGGAACAGAACACUGAACUUCCAGACCUCAUACUGUCUACUUUUCACAACACCGUCUCCUCCCCAUCACUCUCAGCACUAGCUCGCCGCAGGGCUGCAUCCUGAGCCCCCUUCUCUUCAAUCUGCUGACGUAUGACUGCUUGGCAAGACACCCCAGCUGUCAUAUAGUAAAGUUUGCAGACGACACAGCAGUAGUGGGACACAUUACGAACAAUGAGUCUAAAUACAGAGAGGAGGUGGUACAUCUGGUACAGUGAUGCAGAGACAAUAACCUCUGCAUCAACUUGAAGAAGACCAAUGGGAUGGACAAGGAUCCUCUUCAUCCCCUGUACUUUGGAGGAGCAGCUGCGGAGAUGGUCCAUAUAUAAGAUGGGACUACCCGCUCUGGAGUUUAGUGACUGCUACCUGGACAGCCCGCAGUUCAGGGACAGGCUCAAGUCCCACGAACUGGAGCUGGACAAAACCAACAAGUUCAUCAAGGAGCUGAUUAAAGACGGCAAAGCGCUGAUCCAGGCUCUGAAAUGUUUGUCAACAGCAAAGAGGAAGUUUGCAGACUCUCUCAACGACUUCAAAUUCCAGUGUAUUGGUGAUGCUGAAACAGAUGACGAGAUAUGCAUUGCCAAGUCACUUCAGGAGUUUGCAGCUGUCCUACAAAACCUGGAGGAUGAAAGGACAAGGAUGAUCGAAAACGCCAACGAUGUGUUGAUUAUUCCACUGGAGAGGUUUAGGAAAGAACAAAUCAGUGCAGCCAAGGAAGCCAAGAAGAAAUAUGACAAAGAGACAGAGAAAUAUUGUGGAGUGCUAGAGAAGCAUUUGAGCCUUUCAGCAAAGAAAAAAGAGUCCCAUCUACAUGAAGCGGAUAACCAGGUGGAUCACGUGAGGCAGCAUUUCUACGAAGUUUCUCUGGAGUAUGUCUUUAAGGUGCAAGAGGUCCAAGAGAGGAAGAUGUUUGACUUUGUGGAGCCUCUGCUGGCAUUUCUUCAAGGCCUGUUCACCUACUAUCAUCAUGGCUAUGAGUUAGCAAAGGACUUCAACCACUUCAAAACUGAUCUCACUAUCAGCAUACAGAACACAAGGAACCGUUUUGAGAGCACAAGGUCUGAGGUUGAGAGUCUGAUGAGGAAGAUGAAGGAGAACCCUCAUGAGCACAAGAGUGUCAGCCAGCACACCAUGGAGGGCUACUUGUUCGUGCUGGAGAAGCGUCCCUUUGUUUCUACGUGGGUGAAGUACUACUGCACUUACCACCGUGAGCCCAAGAAGUUCGCCAUGGUUGUGUUUGACCCCAAAUCAGGGGGCAAAAUGGGUGAGGAGGAGAGUUUCAUCCUGAAGUCGUGCACCAGGAGGAAGACGGAGUCCAUAGAAAAGAGGUUCUGUUUUGAUGUUGAGGCCAUGGACAGACAAGGCAUAAUCACCAUGCAGGCUCUGUCAGAGGAGGAUCGCAGGUUGUGGAUGGAGGCUAUGGAUGGUAGAGAACCGGUGUACAAUCUCAACAAAGACAGCCAAACUGAAGGCAUGGCCCAGCUGGAUGUUACUGGGUUCAAUGUCAUGAAAAAAUUCAUCUACGCUGUGGAAACUCGAGGUAUUGAUGAGCAGGGUCUGUACAGAAUCGUAAGCUCCAAAGUACAAAAACUACUGAGCCUGACUAUAGAUCCUAAGACGUGUGCUGACGUGGAGCUGGACAACCCAGAGUGGGAGAUUAAAACAAUAACGAGUGCCAUCAAACAUUAUCUGAGGAUGCUUCCUGCUCCUCUCAUGACGUACCAGUACCAGAGGAGUUUCAUCAAAGCCGCCAAGAUGGACAACCCAGAGGCCAGAGUGACAGAGAUUCAUGCUCUUGUUCACCGAUUACCUGAGAAGAACAGACAAAUGUUGGAGCUGCUGAUGAAACACCUGUCCAACGUGGCCAGUCACCACCAGCAGAACCUGAUGACUGUCGCCAACCUGGGCGUGGUCUUUGGACCCACUCUGCUGCGCCCGCAGGAGGAGACGGUCGCAGCCAUCAUGGACAUCAAGUUCCAAAACAUUGUGGUGGAAAUCCUCAUAGAGCACCAUGAGAGGAUAUUUGGGGACGUGCCCAAUUCGACGGGCAAUUCAACAAGCAUGCAGCUCGACCAGUCAAGGAGGAGAAGCACUGAGAGCAAAGCACCGUCCUGCAGUGAAAGGCCUCUCACGCUAUUCCACACACCGACACAUUCUCAGACAGGUGAAAAGAGGAACAGUGUUGGCAACACCCCAGCUGCUGACAUGCAACACCCAGUGUCUUCCUCUACAAACUGUAACAACAGCAGCAGCAGCAGCAGUAGCAGCACUGGCAGCCACAAUAAAACCCCCAGACACAGCCUGACCAGCAACGAUGGAGAGCAGGAUGGACGACAAAUCCGACCCAGCUCACUACUGAACCCAAAGAGUCGAGGCAGUAUACCCACAAGUGCAAUAUCUCCGAGCCCCACCUCGCCCCGUUCUCCCUCCUGGCCGAUGUUCUCAGCACCUUCAAGUCCACAGCCGAUCUCAUCCGCUUCCAGUGACUCUUCCCCAGUCAGUAUCACAGGCAGGAAGGCCCGAGCGCUGUACGCUUGCAAGGCAGAGCACGACUCAGAGCUGUCCUUCAUCGCCGGGACCGUCUUUGAGAAUGGUGAGUCAGACGCUGGAGCUGGCAGCAGUGAAGGAGAAAGACAGGAUGUGUGUUGGCGUUAUAGAAGUUAAUUUGUUGUGAAAACA
This is a messenger RNA of Gambusia affinis (western mosquitofish), 3445 nucleotides long. Its product is annotated as rho GTPase-activating protein 26-like. NCBI's taxonomy places the organism in Eukaryota, Metazoa, Chordata, Actinopteri, Cyprinodontiformes, Poeciliidae. Gene Ontology annotation, molecular function: protein binding; GTPase activator activity. Gene Ontology annotation, cellular component: cytoplasm. The record is from RefSeq and is a predicted model, not a curated record. Gene Ontology annotation, biological process: signal transduction.